Glarea lozoyensis ATCC 20868 is the source of this 387-nucleotide messenger RNA. RefSeq names its product RBP11-like subunits of RNA polymerase. NCBI's taxonomy places the organism in Eukaryota, Fungi, Ascomycota, Leotiomycetes, Helotiales, Helotiaceae. The coding region runs from base 1 to 387 and encodes 128 amino acids. Gene Ontology annotation, molecular function: protein dimerization activity. The record is from RefSeq and is a predicted model, not a curated record. Gene Ontology annotation, biological process: transcription by RNA polymerase II. The transcript has 3 exons. Gene Ontology annotation, cellular component: RNA polymerase II, core complex.
AUGGGGAUCUUAGCCAGCGCUGACAACGACGAUAGAUUCGAGCUCUUCCUCCUCGGCGACGACGAAAAGAAAUGCUCUGAAGAAGUAGACACGCGCACGCCCAACUCCUCCGUCUUCACAUUCCACAAGGAAGACCAUACGCUUGCGAAUAUGAUUCGUGCGCAUCUGCUCAAGGAUCAACAUAUUCUGUUUGCGGGUUACAAAAUUCCACAUCCACUCUUCGCGAAAUUCGAACUCCGCAUCCAAACCGACGGCGUCAUCACACCCAAGGAAGCGCUUGUCAAUAGCUGCAAAGCGCUCGUCGGAGACCUUGCCAUAUUAAGUCGGGAGUUUACGAAGGAAUAUGAGUUGAGGAAGAUGGUUAUGGGGGAUGCGACGGAGCAGUAA